GCCUCCGUCGCCUUCUCCGCACAGCACAGCCUGCGCACUCCACAGGAGCUUUGUCCCGACUGCGCGCGCCCUUAUCCCCGACGCGCCCUCGGCUGUCCUGCCAUCCUCCUGCGCCACCCGUCCACCUCUCCCCGAGCUUCGCAGGGGCAGUCUGGAGUGCCCUUGGUUCUGGCUCAACCUCCUGCAAUGGCUUCCUGUCCGAGCUCUCUCCUCUUGGCCUGAUUUCGGACAAGCACGUCACCUUACUCCCCCUUGGCACUCAACCGGGUUCCUGUGUUCCUGUCCACAGCCGCAAUUCUCACCGUCGUCGCUGGAACCUGCUGCUCUGUGCGUUCGCCUCCCAGGGACAUUUGACCGGACUCGACAGCAGAGCACCAUGCCGGACAGGAGAGGAGCGACCCUGCUCGAGGACCUCCCUGAGGAAAUCAUUGACAGGAUACUCAUCCGAUUGCCGCCCAAGGAUGUCGGCCAGUGCCGUGCUGUCAGUACGUCAUGGUGCAGUGCCACCUCCACGCCCGAAUUUAUGCUCGAACACCACCACCGCCAGCCAUCGCUCCCCAUCAUCGACGGGCGCGGGCGGCCUGCCAGUUUCGUCGUCUUCCAAGGCCCUGGCGCCGGCGCCUCCAGUCAACAGCUCUGGCCCUUCAUCCCGGGUUUCAAGCACUACCGCAAAAAACCUCGGCUCUCAGUCGCCUGUGAUGGCUUCCUCAUCCUCAUAGAGGGAAAUGAAUACUACAUCUACAACCCGGUCAUCGACAAGCGUGCUCUCCUACCGGACCCUCGAGCUAGGAACGCUGGGUGGAGAGACAUAAUUGGUUUCUAUCGGCACCAGCCAACUGGAGAAUACAGGGUGCUCUGGGCCGUAUUCCGUCGUCUCUCGGUGGUCAGACCCAGCUUAUACAUCCUCGCAGUGGGAUCCGAUGAGCGGAGGCACGUCAGUCAGAAUGCCAACAGUCUCGUCACCUUCCAUGAAACAUAAGUUAAUGAGCGUGUUGCGCUAUUUGAACCAUUGUCCACCAGCAGUUCACCACCGUGGCAGCCUGCACUGGUGUCCUUUUUCUGUUUGCGGUGUCGCCGACAUUACUGGAGGCAGCGGAGACAUUGUUGUGUUCGACACAGAAGCGGAGCUAUUCCGGUGGAUGUGCAGUCCUGACCAGCUGUACCCUAAUAGGAGCUUGUUCGAUAUGAAUGGGACACUUGGUUUCUGGGGCAGCUCAAUCGAGGGUGAUGCAGAUGGUUGUUUGAGUUUCACCGCUUUGGAUAUUUGGGUGAUGCAGGACUACAAGGCUGGAAUCUGGGAUUUCAAGCACCGGAUUGACCUGGCAACGGUCGACGCAUCACGGCAACUUUAGCUGACCUCUUGCAAAAGGAAAAAGAAAACACCACUUCAUUCAAAAGUGCGAUGGUUCAAUGAUAUGGUUGCGCUUAACGAGCGUGAGCUGCUGAUCAUGUUUAACAGUAAGCAUGUGUUGCGUUGCGGCACUGAUGGCAAGGUCUUAGGUUUGGUGAAGAUUGGAGAGAGUCAAUACUGUAUGUCGCUUACUCCCCGCCGCUUCCAAGAGAGCAUUAUUCCAAUUCCGUCCCUUGAGAUGCAAGCAGAAGAGGAGACUUCCGUUCUCCACGGGGUGUCUCUGAAGGUUCAAAGACUCCUUCCCUGGCUUUCUUUGCCAUUGGGCCCAGAGCUUGUCUUUUUUUUCAGUUAUUGCUUUUGGCUGACAGAGUCGCACUCUAGCAUUUCCUUAGAUGUUAGUUACUGCAUUUUUAGUUGCGGAAAUGUUAUGGUUAGUCUGGAUCUCUCCUUGCAAGGCUGGUUGUUCAGAAUGCAAACUCUUGAGUAUUACUUGUUGCUUGUAGCACUCGGUUGAUCCUGCUGCUUGUGUCACCAUGUUUUCAUCGGGGCCAUGAUUGCAUAUGUAACUGUGUGUAUUAUGGCAGUCAAUUAGCACA
Triticum aestivum (bread wheat) is the source of this 1947-nucleotide messenger RNA. RefSeq names its product F-box protein At5g18160. Bases 377 to 979 code for a protein of 200 amino acids. The transcript has 3 exons. Gene Ontology annotation, molecular function: protein binding. NCBI's taxonomy places the organism in Eukaryota, Viridiplantae, Streptophyta, Magnoliopsida, Poales, Poaceae. The record is from RefSeq and is a predicted model, not a curated record.